Messenger RNA from Aspergillus glaucus CBS 516.65, 885 nucleotides. RefSeq names its product RTA1 domain-containing protein. The coding region runs from base 1 to 885 and encodes 294 amino acids. The record is from RefSeq and is a predicted model, not a curated record. Gene Ontology annotation, cellular component: membrane. NCBI's taxonomy places the organism in Eukaryota, Fungi, Ascomycota, Eurotiomycetes, Eurotiales, Aspergillaceae. The transcript has 3 exons.
AUGGCUUCGAUCCGUUCCGAUGAAGAAGCCAUCUUCGCUUUCUAUCGCUAUGACCCCAGCAUGGGCGGUGCAGUCCUUUUUACACUCCUUUUUAUGGGCACAACUUUCUACCACAUUUUCCAGUUGUUCAAAGCCCGGACCUGGUUUUUUAUCCCCUUCGUGAUAGGGGGUCUCUUUGAGAUUAUCGGAUAUGUCGGGCGUGCUUUGUCAAGCAAACAAAGUCCGGAUUGGACCCUAGGUCCCUACAUAGUGCAGACACUCUGUCUGCUCCUCGCCCCAGCUCUCUUGGCAGCCUCGAUCUAUAUGUUGCUCGGCCGGAUCAUCCUGGUGCUGCAGGCAGAAUCGCAUGCAAUUUUGAAAAAGAAGUGGCUUACCAAGAUUUUUGUUACCGGCGACGUGAUGUCGUUUAUCCUUCAAGGCGCUGGUGGUGGCAUUCAGAGUAGCGGGAGCCUUGACGGUAUGAAGACUGGCGAGCACAUUAUCAUCGUGGGCCUUUUUGUCCAAAUCGUCUUUUUUGGCUUCUUCAUUAUUGUCGCUGUCCUGUUUGACUUGAAGCUGCGCAAAUACUCUAUCCCACGCUGCUUCGCUGCGGAGAUCCCCUGGCGCAAACAUCUCAACAUUCUCUAUGUGACCAGUUUGCUGAUCCUGGUCCGCUCGCUUUUUCGACUUGUGGAAUACAUACAAGGCAAUAAAGGCUACCUUUUGCGUCACGAGGUCUACUUGUAUGUUUUUGACUCACUGCUCAUCUUAAUUACCAUGGUUGUCUUCAAUAUCGCUCAUCCACGUGAAAUUACUCAACUCUUGGAUGUUGUCCCGGAUUACGAGUUGACUCGCAUCCCGGAUGAGCAGACUGUGAAACCAGAUGGAGUCUAUCGUGGCGUGUGA